GGAGACAACUAGCUAGAGACCGGAUAGAGUCGGGGAGGUUUGUAAAUUUGUAAAUACAGAACGGAACUAAUCAAAGUUAUUUUUUAAAGUCUGAAACAACAUAUCGCGAAGAGAACAUCUUUGGUCCGGUGGAGUUGUCUUUUCAAUUUUAUCGGACUCUAAUUGAUGCGCACUGAAAAGCAAUUAGGAAGUGAUUUAGGGGCAUCACCGAGGAUUAAAACUACGGUUCAGUAUUUUUUCAGGAUGUAAAUUCGGAAUAUAUUUACCUUUCAAGCGUGACAGAAGACGUGAAAUCCGUAAGAUCAUGUGCUAUCCUGUGAUGAGGUGAAUGAAGGUGAUAACCUCCGACAUGUACGAGGACAACCGAAAAAGCACUGGUCGAGAUGGGUACUCCAACGAGGCCGAAGAGGGGGAAGAAGAGGGGGAAGAGGAGGAGGAGGAGGAGGGCGGGGAAGGGGAUGAGGGGAGCGGGGGUGAUGAGAAGGGGGGGAUGGGAAACGACGAUGAGAUGAAUGGGGGGAGGAAGAUGGCCCGCACCGACACCCUCCAAUCCACCACCAGCAUCACCUCCACGGCCACGCAGAAGAAGAAGAGCCAGCAUGCUAAAAAGCAGGUGCAGGGCAACCAGCAGGUCCAGAGAGCACCCAGGGCCCUCUAUUGCCUCAAGCUCAACAACCCUAUCCGCCGGGCAGCUCUCUCCAUCGUGGAGUGGAAACCGUUUGACAUCUUCAUCCUUGUGGCUAUCUUCGCAAACUGUAUGGCGCUGGGUGUGUCCAAGCCUUUUCCCGAAGAUGACUCUAACGCCACCAACCAUGACCUGGAACAAGUGGAAUAUGUUUUCCUCAUCAUUUUCACCAUUGAAACCUUCCUGAAGAUUCUUGCCUACGGUCUAGUCAUGCACCCAAGCUCAUAUAUCCGCAAUGGCUGGAACUUGUUGGACUUUGUCAUUGUCAUUGUCGGAUUGUUCAGUGUGGCUCUGGAGACCAUGACCCACAAGUCAGACGUGGUGGUGACCCACCACGUGCCAGGCAAACCAGGCGGGCUGGACGUCAAAGCCCUGCGUGCCUUCAGAGUGCUCCGGCCCCUGAGACUGGUAUCAGGAGUGCCCAGUCUGCAGAUUGUGUUGAACUCCAUCAUGAAGGCCAUGGUGCCCCUGCUGCACAUCUCCCUGCUGGUCCUCUUCGUCAUCAUCAUCUACGCCAUCAUCGGCCUGGAGCUCUUCAUCGGACGCAUGCACAAGACCUGCUUCUUCAUCGGCACAGAGGACUACGCCGAUGACGACCCUUUGCCGUGUGCGUUUGCCGGUAACGGCCGUCACUGUAUGGUGAACGGCUCUGAGUGCAAAGGGAGGUGGGACGGCCCCAACAACGGCAUCACCAACUUUGACAACUUUUUCUUCGCCAUGUUGACGGUGUUCCAGUGCAUCACCAUGGAGGGCUGGACCGACGUGCUCUACUGGAUGAAUGAUGCCAUAGGGUUUGAAUUGCCUUGGGUCUACUUCGUGAGUCUCGUCGUCUUUGGGUCCUUCUUCGUGCUUAACCUUGUGUUGGGUGUGUUGAGCGGAGAAUUCUCCAAGGAGCGAGAGAAGGCCAAGGCGCGCGGGGACUUCCAGAAGCUGCGGGAGAAGCAGCAGAUGGAGGAGGACCUGAGUGGCUACAUGGACUGGAUCACGCAGGCCGAGGACAUCGACGAGGAAGACGAGGACGGAAAUAAACGCCCGUCCCUGCGUGACCUCUCCGGCAAGAAGAGGGGCAGCAAAUUCGGCUGGUUCAGCCACUCCAACGAAACCCACGCAAGUCUCCCUGCCAGUGAAACAGGCUCAGAGAACACAGAGAACAUUGAGGAGGAGGAGCACACUGAUUGCUGUACCCUAUGCUGUGCGCGCGUGAUGAGAAUCCCAUGCUGUCGAGCGCUGAGGCGCUGGAAUCGUGGAGUUAGGAGGAACUGCCGGACAGCGGUGAAGUCGGUCACCUUCUACUGGGUGGUUCUCCUGCUGGUGUUCCUGAACACGGCCCUGAGCGCCUCGGAGCACUACGACCAGCCUGACUGGCUCACUGAGGUCCAGGACAUCGCCAACAAGGUCCUGCUCUCCCUCUUCACGGUGGAGAUGCUCCUGAAGAUGUACAGCUUGGGCCGUCAGGGGUACUUUAAGGCGUUCUUCAACCGCUUCGACUGCUUCGUGGUGUGCGGCGGGAUCAUGGAGACGGUGCUGGUGGAACUAGAGAUCAUGCCCCCUCUGGGGAUUUCCGUGCUGCGCUGCGUCCGUCUUCUCAGAAUCUUCAAAGUCACCAGGCACUGGGCAGCCCUGUCCAACCUGGUGGCAUCUCUGCUGAACUCCAUGAAGUCCAUCGCCUCGCUGCUGCUGCUGCUCUUCCUCUUCCUCAUCAUCUUCGCCUUGCUGGGCAUGCAGCUGUUCGGUGGCAAGUUCAACUUCGACGAGACGCAGACCAAACGCAGCACCUUUGACGCCUUUCCCCAAGCAUUGCUCACCUGUUUCCAGAUCUUGACAGGUGAAGACUGGAACAUGGUGAUGUACGAUGGCAUUAUGGCCUAUGGAGGUCCAGUAUUUCCUGGAAUGAUUGUCUGCUUGUAUUUUGUUAUUCUCUUCAUCUGUGGUAACUACAUCCUCCUGAACGUCUUCUUGGCUAUCGCUGUGGACAACUUGGCUGGUGGAGAAGAAGAAAAAAAGACAGAAGAGAAGAAAGAGGGAGCGGAAGCAGCAGUGGGGGAGGAGGUGGUGGGAGAGAAUGCUGACGUGAAGGUUGAAGUGGAUGAAUAUGAGGAAGAGGAGGAACGCGAAGAAGGAGAGGGAGAACAAGGUGACAAGGAGGCAGAGGAGCAGCUAAAAGUGACUGACCUUGUCCCGCCCAAAGAGAAGAUCGUCCCUAUCCCCGAGGGCAGCGCCUUCUUCUGCCUCAGCCAGACAAACCCGAUCAGAGUAGGCUGCCACAUUCUAAUCCAUCAUCACAUCUUCACAAAUCUCAUCCUGGUCUUCAUCAUCCUGAGCAGUAUCUCCCUGGCUGCAGAGGACCCCAUCAGGGCUCACUCCUUCAGAAACAAUGUCCUGGGCUACGCUGACUAUGCCUUCACGUCCAUAUUCACCGUGGAGAUCAUCCUGAAGAUGACUGUUCAUGGGGCGUUCCUACACCAGGGCUCCUUCUGUCGAAAUGUAUCAAAUCUGCUGGACCUGCUGGUUGUCAGCGUGUCUCUUGUGUCUUUCUUCCUGCAUUCAAGUACUAUCUCUGUGGUCAAGAUUCUCCGAGUGCUUCGAGUGCUGAGGCCUCUCCGAGCCAUCAACAGAGCAAAAGGACUUAAGCAUGUGGUUCAGUGUGUGUUUGUGGCCAUCAAAACCAUCGGAAAUAUCAUGGUCGUCACCACACUCUUGCAGUUCAUGUUUGCCUGCAUCGGAGUGCAGCUCUUCAAGGGAAAGUUUUAUCGCUGCACAGAUGAAGCUAAGCACACACCGGACCAGUGCAAAGGGACAUUUGUAGUGUACAAGGAUGGGGAUGUGAAUCACCCAAUGGUGAGGGAGAGAAUAUGGCUCAACAGUGACUUCAACUUUGACAACGUGCUCAUGGGCAUGAUGGCUCUCUUCACCGUGUCCACUUUCGAGGGCUGGCCAGCGCUUCUCUACAAAGCGAUUGACGCCAACUCGGAAAACCACGGCCCUGUCUACAACUAUCGUGUGGAGAUCUCCAUUUUCUUCAUCAUCUACAUCAUCAUCAUUGCCUUCUUCAUGAUGAACAUCUUCGUAGGUUUUGUCAUCAUCACAUUCCGUGAGCAGGGAGAACAAGAAUACAAGAACUGUGAGCUGGACAAAAACCAGAGGCAGUGUGUAGAGUUUGCAUUGAAGGCGCAGCCUCUGAAGCUUUACAUUCCAAAGAAUCCUGUGCAGUACAAGUUCUGGUCCGUGAUCAACUCUACUCCUUUUGAGUACAUCAUGUUUGUCCUGAUCCUCCUCAACACUGUCACCCUGGCCGUACAGCACUAUGAGCAGACAAAAGCCUUCAGUCACAUCAUGGAUAUCCUCAACAUGGUCUUCACAGGUCUCUUCACUGCGGAGAUGAUCCUGAAACUGCUCGCUCUCAGACUUAAGCACUACUUCAUGGAUGCCUGGAACUCCUUUGAUGCCCUGAUUGUCGUUGGCAGUGUGGUGGACAUUGUAGUCACUGAAUUCAGUAGCUCCGAUGACAGCUCUCGAGUGUCCAUCACGUUCUUCCGCCUGUUCCGUGUCAUGCGAUUGGUCAAGCUGCUCAGCAAGGGGGAGGGCAUUCGCACCCUCCUCUGGACCUUUGUCAAGUCCCUCCAGGCCCUGCCAUAUGUAGCUCUCCUUAUUGCCAUGAUCUUUUUCAUCUAUGCUGUCAUCGGCAUGCAGACCUUUGGGAAGAUCGCCAUGCAAUCUCACACUCAGAUCAACCGGAACAACAACUUCCAGACUUUUCAGCAGGCAGUACUGCUUCUCUUUAGGUGUGCCACAGGUGAGGCCUGGCAGGAGAUCAUGCUGGCCAGUCUGCCCGGCAGGCGGUGUGACCCUGAGUCGGACUACGAGCCCGGGGAGGAGUUCACCUGCGGCAGCACCUUCGCCAUCAUCUACUUCAUCAGCUUCUUCAUGCUCUGCGCUUUUCUGAUUAUCAAUCUGUUCGUUGCCGUCAUCAUGGACAAUUUUGACUAUCUGACACGUGAUUGGUCUAUUUUGGGUCCCCAUCAUCUCGAUGAAUUCAAGAGGAUCUGGUCAGAAUAUGAUGCUGAAGCCAAAGGGCGCAUUAAACACCUUGACGUAGUGGCUCUUCUGAGAAGGAUCCAGCCUCCUCUUGGCUUCGGCAAGCUUUGCCCUCACCGUGUGGCCUGCAAGCGACUGGUGGCUAUGAACAUGCCCCUAAACAGUGAUGGCACUGUGACCUUCAACGCUACCCUCUUUGCACUGGUUAGAACAGCCCUGAAGAUCAAAACCGAAGGAGACCCCAACCAGGAGAAUGAGGAGCUGAGGAUUAUCAUCAAGAAGAUCUGGAAGCGCAUGAAGCCCAAGAUCCUAGAUGAAGUCAUUCCGCCACCUACUGACGAGGAAGUAACAGUUGGGAAGUUCUACGCUACCUUCCUGAUCCAGGAUUACUUCAGGAAGUUCCGCAAGCGAAAAGAGAAAGGGGAUAUGGGUGAGCCAGACCCCAACAACCCCUCUGCUUUACAGGCUGGUCUGCGUACCCUGCAAGACCUGGGGCCAGAGAUGAGGCUGGCCCUGAACGCCGACCUGGAUGAGGAAGAGGAGGAAUGCCUCGAAGAAGAGCCAGAGGAGGAGGAUGACCCCCAUUAUAAGGGUGAGAAUGGCUACGCAGGGCACUCAGAGCCCUCCGCCAAAGACCGACGGGCUUCCAUGGCUCCCACCCCCACCAAUACCUCCGUCCCCCUCCCCGGAGAUGGGGUCUCCAAUGGCGGACUUUCACACCGGAGCGCCCUCGCCAAGACGCCCAACGGAGGAGGGCUAAUCGAGGACGACAUGAGGAGGGAUGACAUGAGGUCACACCACUCGCACUACAGAAAUAAUGGCGUGAUCGACCAGCCGCCCAAGAGAACUUCCUAUUACAAGUCCUCUCGGAGGGAGUCUAGAGACCGCUACUCGUCGCGAAGGAAAGAUCUGAUGGAUGGAGAUGACGGUUACUCCGGAGAGCAGGGCUAUUACAGGGAGGAAGAUAGCGAAAGCAUUAUCUCAAGAGAGAGGCAAGGUUAUCCCGAUGAGCCUUUGAGGUACCCUGGGCAGCGCAACCAGAUGUACGACUCACCUUCUAGUCACUCUGUUUACGUCAACCAUUAUGCGAACGGAAACGGAGAGGGCCGAAGAACUGCCCGACGACGCCUUCUCCCCGCUACACCUACAGGUCGCAAACCAUCCUUUAAUAUCCAGUGUCUGAGGCGUCAGGGCAGCAGUGAUGACCUCCCCAUACCCGGCACCUACCACCAGAACUCCCCACCCUGCCGAGCACGCUCUCAGCCAACGCCAACGCCGUACGGCGGCAGCUACGAGUCCAGGCGCAGCAGCAGCCGGUCCUCCACAGGCUCUUCGGCCUCGUGGGCCAACACUGGGCCUCGGCGCGGACGCCUGCUUUAUGCCCCCCUCAUCCUGGUGGAGGAGGAGGGGGCUGCUGGCAACGGCGCGUGGGGGGACAAGAAGACCUCCGGAGCAAAUGUCCCCACGUCAGGGCGGCCGGACUGGUACGGAGCGCCAUCUGGGACAGGAGGCGCCCAACCUUACCGGGCCUACACGACCCUGAGGGUGCCCGCUCAGCUUGGGCCUCACUACAGCGAGAAGAGGGGAAGCGCCGACAGUCUGGUGGAAGCGGUCUUGAUCUCUGAGGGGCUGGGUCUCUAUGCCAAGGAUCCCAAAUUUGUGGCCUUUGCCAAGCGAGAAAUCGCUGAUGCCUGUCAGAUGACCAUCGACGAGAUGGAGAGUGCCGCCAGCGAUCUGCUAAGCCGGGGGAGCGGAGGGAACGGAGGGGGCGGGGGCACAGGCGGCUUCCUGAACCACACGGACAUGGGGCCCAUGUACAGCGACGAGGAGCCAAUCAGAAGCCGCGAUGAGGAGGAGCUGGCAGAUGAGAUGACCUGUGUCACUUCAUUCUGAAAAGCCAAGGGACCAAUCAGGAGAUCGAGGAAGAGGGAGCAAGAGUGUGACAAGCCAAUCAAAGGCCAUUCUGUGCUUGACAGCGACAAGGGCAUGCACACUGCAGAGAUGGAGCUCAGUCUAAUCAGAGAUCAGAGAAUAUGUGGGAUCAUCACAGUUAGUGGGGAAAAAGGUUAGAUUUAGAGCAAUAUGUAUUUAAAAGAUUUUUUUUUUAAAUAUAUAGUUAUGGCUUAAAUAUGCUGUAUGUACAAUACAUAAACUGUACAUAUAUACAUAUAUAUACAUAUUUUAAAUACAUUUCAGCAAUCCAGGAUGGUUGGAUUGUAGAGUUGACUUCAAAGGCAAAGAGGACAGAAGACAGUGAUCAGAAAGAAGGAGUGGACAUGCCAAGGGAGUAGACAGGCUGAUGCAAAAGGAGACAGGGAUGCAGGGCAGAGAGAGGAGAGGGGGACACAAACUAUGGAUCACUGACUGAAUGGAUGCAGCGCGGAGGCAUCUGAACGAGAAGACUCAUUCUGAACUGUCUACAGGACUUCAUGUUGUACAUGCAAUAUAUAUGUAUAUAUUUGUUGUUUUUCUUCUUUUUUUUUUUUUUGUCAAGGAAAUUUUGAUUUGAUCACAUUGCUAAAGGGAUUCUGCUGUUCUUGACCAUUUGGCAUAUUUUCACAGACAUGUCUUUCUUUACAACACACAAACAACACACACACACACACACACACACACACAUACACAUACACACCCUCACAAUAUUUACACAGUACCCCUUUGAACAGUCAACAUCUCUCAGUGGUUAUGUACUGCCACUCACCAACAUGCCAACCCUCUGUCCUGGUCUUAUUUUGAAUUGCCCAUGAGGUGGCAUCCCAACCUUUGCAUCACCAAUCUUUUGUCUUGCAUUGUUGUUGUUUUUUACUGUAACUGUGUGAAAUGUUUUAUUCUGUUUCACUGUGUGUAUGAAGGGCAUGAUUGGGUUUAGAUGAUAUACUGUGGUUUUUGAUAUGUCCCAUACAUACUUGAAGGGUUUAUGAGAUAGACAAAAAAUGUAUGCACUGCGUUUAGUCGAUUUAAGUCAUUUUGUACCAAAUUUUGUCAUACACGCCAUUUUGUAUAUUCAAGCGUAUAUUUAAGGCCAGUUCAUCAUUCACCAUCACGUAAAGAGAUAAUAUCAGAUUUAUAUCAAGUAACAUUGAAACAAAUGUAUUUAAAAUGUAUUUACUGAUGAAUUACUAUGUUUGUAAAUCAAAAUACAAAAUUGAAUAUUU
Clupea harengus (Atlantic herring) is the source of this 7875-nucleotide messenger RNA. RefSeq names its product calcium channel, voltage-dependent, L type, alpha 1F subunit (gene cacna1fb). The record is from RefSeq and is a predicted model, not a curated record. Gene Ontology annotation, biological process: calcium ion import across plasma membrane. Gene Ontology annotation, cellular component: membrane; voltage-gated calcium channel complex. The coding region runs from base 329 to 6613 and encodes 2094 amino acids. Gene Ontology annotation, molecular function: high voltage-gated calcium channel activity; calcium ion binding. NCBI's taxonomy places the organism in Eukaryota, Metazoa, Chordata, Actinopteri, Clupeiformes, Clupeidae. The transcript is spliced from 48 exons.